AUCCAGGCAAGCAGGCAAGCAAGCGGCACGAGAGCUCAGCUCAUACGAGAAGCGCAGCAGCAACUCCCGUUCCGUACCUCUGCCGUGCUUUCUCCUUCCACCCACCACCACCGCUCGAAACCACGCGAUUCCUCCCGAAUCCCUCGGCCUCUUCCCGACCUCGCCACUGCCAUUACGAGAAGGCCAUUUUUCUCAACUCGCCACCCACUAUCACAAUACUUUACCCUCAGUUCGUAAUACGUCUUUAAAUCGCCUCUACUGCAUCGCUGCCGCCAUACUUUACCCCAGUAAAAUGGCGGGUUUCAGAUAUUGCGGGCGGUUCAAGUCGCUCGUGCCACUUGUCGCGCUCUGGUUGGUCCUAUGCGCGCUGCCGUCGGCGCUCAGCGAGGACGACGAGGGCGGGAAUGCCGUAACCGGCGCGUGCGAAGUGUCGUCGCUCCUUGGUUACAAAUACGCCGUCGACCUCAGCGGCAACGGUCUCUACCUGCACUGGGUUCCUAACGGCUCGACCAAAAUGGACUUCGCGAUCGAGGCGCGGCCGGGCAGCGGCGCGGAAACCACGUGGGUGUCCGUGGGGUGGUCGGCGGGGCGCAUGGUUCCCGCCGACGCGGUCAUGGGGAACCUCCCCGGAAACAAGGUCGCCGCGUACUCGAUACAAGGCUACGAUGCGCAGUCGAUCAAGGCGGCAACGGCGUUUUCCGUGGCGGGGACGGCUGUGAAGUAUAGCAAUGGCGGGAGUACGAUCUCGAAGUUUACCCGGACGAUCGGCGACGGGGAUUUUCCCGUUGCGCCCGACGCGAACACGCUUAUCUGGGCGUUUUCCGGCAGCGGCUCGCAGAGCCUGGACAAUCACAACGGGAACGUCGGCAUUGUCAACAUUGACUUCACGUGCGCGAGUGGCGCAGCGCCCGCGACUGCUGCACCCAGCGGCAGCGGUCCCAGCAGCGGCGGCGCAAGCGGCAGCGCUUCGUGUCCCGCGUCUUCCCUCGCGGGCUUCGACUACCAGGCGGAACUCACCACCGGGCUGCUUCUUCACUGGAAGCAAGCCUCACCCACUUCCCUCGAUAUGGCGCUCGAAGCCACCGCAUCCAGCGGCGCCGCAGGCUCGUGGUUCUCCGUCGCGUGGUCGGGCGACGGCCGCAUGUCCCCGUCUGACGCGGUCAUCGGGAAUAUGCCGGGCGGCGCGGCUGGCGCGUACGCGAUAACGGGCUACGACAUCGGUGCCGUCGCGCCUACCAGCUCGUUUUCCGUAGGCGCUGCGACGACGGAGGCCGCGGCAAAUGGCGGGAGUACGGUGGUGAAAUUUACGAGGACGGAGGGCGAAGGGACGAUCCCGAUGUCGCUGUCGGCGCCGAAUGCGCUGAUCUGGGCGUAUUCAGGGAGCGGGUCGCAGAAGUUGGAUUACCAUGGAAAGCACGUUGGCUCAAAAACAGUGAGCUUCAACUGUGGUGGCAGCAGUACCAGCACCACUCCCGCCACUCCCGCCACUCCCGCCACUCCCGCCACUCCCUCCCCAGUCCCUGUGCCUGCUCCUCCUGCCGUCACCCCCGCACCGCCCUCCACCUCUUCCUCUCCUGGCGCUGGCUCCAGUGGCAGCAACGGCAGUAACAGCGGUUGCACGGCUUCGACUCUGGCUGGUUACUCCUGCUCUGAGAAGCUUAGUGGCAACGA
Molecule: messenger RNA, 1671 nt
Organism: Closterium sp. NIES-67
Lineage: Eukaryota; Viridiplantae; Streptophyta; Zygnematophyceae; Desmidiales; Closteriaceae
Source: the annotation of a GenBank genome assembly